CCGGUGCGUUACCUCAUAGAGGGGCGGUCAAUGGAGUCAAGCCGUCGCGUUAAAAAGUAGUUUUUAGCAAACUAAUAAACUGAAACCUUAGAUGAAGCAUCAAGUAGUAAUGCAUUAGUUAUAAUGACUCCAAAGGAAUUGGUUUAUAGUUGAAGUUUUAGCUAGUUCAUUUCGGUUAGACAAGUUAGCCAGCUAGCUAACCUCUUCGACUUCGUGCCAACAGAAAAGGCCUCGCCGCUUUCAACAAGGCCAAGCUAGCUAGCUAUCUAACCUGCAUAGGGACUUAAUACACUCAAAACGUUUAAGUGUACUGUUGUUUUACAUUUAUUGGCCAUAUGUCGGAAGAGAGCGCAUUGGUAAUGCAACAGAAUUUGGACAGGAGCUGCUGGGUGUGCUUUGCCACGGACGAGGAUGACCGCACGGCGGAGUGGGUGCGUCCGUGUCGCUGCCGCGGCUCCACCAAGUGGGUGCACCAGGCGUGUCUGCAGCGCUGGGUGGACGAGAAGCAGAGGGGCAACAGCACGGCCCGCGUGGCCUGUCCUCAGUGCAACGCCGAAUACCUCAUCGUCUUCCCCAAGCUGGGGCCGGUGGUGUAUGUGCUAGACCUGGCUGACCGGCUCAUCUCCAAGGCCUGUCCCUUCGCUGCCGCUGGCAUCAUGGUGGGCUCCAUUUACUGGACCGCUGUCACCUACGGGGCCGUCACUGUCAUGCAGGUGGUGGGCCAUAAGGAGGGCCUGGAUGUGAUGGAGCGGGCAGACCCCCUGUUCCUGCUUAUCGGCCUGCCCACCAUCCCCGUCAUGCUGAUCCUGGGGAAGAUGAUCCGCUGGGAGGACUACGUGCUGCGCUUCUGGAGGAAGUACUCCAACAAGCUGCAGAUCCUCAACAGCAUCUUCCCAGGUCAGAAAGGACACAUUGGGAUUGGGUGUCCAGUGCCUCGUAUCCCGGCAGAGGCCAGCCCCCUGGCGGACCACGUGUCAGCCACCAGGAUCCUGUGUGGCGCCCUGGUCUUUCCCACCAUCGCCACCAUCGUUGGCAAACUCAUGUUCAGCAGCGUCAACUCCAACCUGCAGAGGACCAUCCUGGGUGGGAUCGCGUUUGUGGCCGUCAAGGGAGCGUUUAAGGUGUACUUCAAACAGCAGCAGUACCAGAGGCAAGCCCACCGCAAGAUCCUCAACUUCCCAGAGGCAGAGGAGGCCUGAGAAGGCCCUGGACAGGCACACUGACACACAGGGGGAGUGGAUGGAGAAGAACAGUGAACUCUGAGCAGGAACACUGUCGGACAGACAGAUUGACGGACACGGGGAUCAUUGGCGCCCCCUACCUCUUAUACCCCUCCGAGCAGCCUCGCCUCACAUGUUUCUGCUCUCUGUGGAGUCGUUGUCCUAUGCUGCUGACAUUCAUGCUGUAUGACUAUCGCCAUAAUCUAUUGCGUUUUUAAAACUUUAACACACGUACACUAAUACAGACAUGCGUGCAGGCAGAGACACAUGCUCAUGCAUAUUGCACACAGGAAUGUGACUUGUGUUUUUGUGACUGCUGUGUUGCAGUAGCGAGUUUGGAGUAUUAUAUUAUUUAUUUUUUUACAUAACCAGUGCUUGUUGUAUUUUCAGAAGAUAAAUCUGGGACACGUGUAAUUAUUAGGCAGGAAAGUUUUAUAAAUCAUUUUUGAAAUUUUGUUUGCAAAUGUGAGGGGUUUAAUGAGGAAUAUUGUUUUCCUGUAUUGCAUGUGUUUUAAGAGAUAAAUAAGACUAAAGUAUCUUUAUCACUAAGAGAUUAUUAUUUGAAGGAAGGAAGAUCAUCUUACCUGCUCCCUUCAGACAUUGUUGCCACUCAUGUUUCCAUUGGUAAAUAUCCCCAGGCUUGUGACUGAAAAUACAUGGUCAUCAUCAUUAAUCUCCUAUUUAGAAGCACAGUACAAACCUCGUAACAAAGUGUGAUUGUCUGUACAUACAGUAGUUGCAGAAUAAGUGAAGUAUUGGAUGACAUUUUUUAGGGUGUGUUUUUACUCCUAUGCCUUGAAGUGUUCGCAUUCAUUGUUUGUAGAUGAUUUUGUUUAAUUGUUGGUACUUAACCCUAAUUGCUCCUGUAAGUCGCUCUGGAUAAGAGCGUCUGCUAAAUGACUAAAAUGUAAUCUAUAAGCAUCUAUAAUCCUACAGCUCACUUCUACCUUUCAUAUGAAAUACUCAAUAAGAAUCAGUGCACAGAUGUCUUCUACUCAUGGGAUGAGCACGAAUGUGAUGUGCAAGCCCGCAGUUGGGAGGUGGGUAAAUGGAUCAUAUAGAUCUGACACAUGCAGCAUUGCCUUUUAAAUUAGCAAAAAUUGAUGGCAUGCUGUCUACUGAACGAAGGCGUGACUGACUCGUGUAACAUCUCAUAUUUUAACCCAAAUCACAUACGCCACAGAUACAUCCUUGCUAACACCUGCUUUGUUUAUUUUAGUGCAUUUGGCUCAAGGCAGUCAUAGAAUGGGAUGUAAUUACAACUAUAUUUCUAGAAGUGCUCUAGAACUAUAUAGAACCAGUACACAGGUGGUCCAGUGGUCUAAGCCGCUGCAAUAUGGGUUUGAAUCUGGUCCACUGCUAUUUGUAGCAACUCUCCAUCUAUCCUGUCCAAUAAACAAAAAAUGUGAGUGGAACUGCCCCACUCAUUAAAAAAACAAACGGUAUACAAUAUACGACUUGAAAAAAGGCAUGCCAUAAACCAACCACUAGAAUAUUUUAUGUUAAUCUCUCUCUUAGCUGUGUCUGGUAGACAGAUGUAAUCUCUGUGGUCAGCUCAGCUUUUAAAUUCAAGGUAAAAAAACAACAACAUUAUGCUAAGAGUGAGGAAGUUGUAUAUUACAUGGAUUGUACAGACAUUGCUUCUAAAUUUAUAAUUUCAUGAUCGAUUAUAAAUGUAUUUUUUCUAA
Coregonus clupeaformis (lake whitefish) is the source of this 2908-nucleotide messenger RNA. Its product is annotated as E3 ubiquitin-protein ligase MARCHF5. Gene Ontology annotation, molecular function: zinc ion binding. Lineage: Eukaryota; Metazoa; Chordata; Actinopteri; Salmoniformes; Salmonidae. The coding region runs from base 336 to 1199 and encodes 287 amino acids. The transcript has 6 exons. The record is from RefSeq and is a predicted model, not a curated record.